GUUGGAAAGCAGCGCUCCUCAACCAUCCGCUACUACUGACCAGGUGGAUAUAUCUCACAUCAGCCCGAGACCACAACACCAGACUUCCUUAAGACAUCUUUGUUUUGUUUUUUUGUAUUUGCGACUUUUCCUGUCGGUUUGGUUACAACCCAGCGGGUGAAACUCCGACAGAAGGAGACCGAGAGCAGGUGUCAGAGUGUCAGACAGCAGAAAACAUGGGAAGAAAGAAAAUACAAAUUUCUCGUAUUCUGGACCAGCGGAACAGACAGGUGACUUUCACUAAGCGUAAGUUUGGUUUGAUGAAGAAGGCGUACGAGCUGAGCGUGCUGUGUGACUGUGAGAUCGCCCUCAUCAUCUUCAACAGCACCAACCGUCUGUUCCAGUACGCCAGCACAGACAUGGACAAAGUGUUGCUAAAGUACACAGAGUACAGCGAGCCACACGAGAGUCGCACCAACACGGACAUACUGGAGACUCUGCGUAGGAAAGGCCUCAAUCUCGACGGCUCUGAGCUGGACAGUGAGGAGAGCAUGCAGGUGGCCGCGGACAAAUAUCCUCACAGCGAGGGCAUGGAUCUCUCUGUAGCUCGCCAACGCUUCUAUGCUCCGUCGCUCCACUCACCGGACGCCCAGUUCCUGGUGUCUGCAGGCUGUGAGAACGGCUUCCCCAACUCCGCCGGAUCCAACGUGGCGUCCCACAGACCUCCAGGUUUUAAACCUCUGAGCUCCAGACCUGGCUCUUCCAGCCCUGCUGCACAACACGCACACACUGCGUUCAUGUCUCCACACUCAGGUAUCGGCUACUCCGUGUUCUCCCACGGCAACCUGAAUCGAGCUCUGGAGAUGAAAAGCCCUCCUCCCCUGAACCUGGGCAGCGAGAACCUGCGAGGAGAGGCUGCUCACCAGGCCAUGGGGGCCACACGUGCUAACCACAACUCUGCUCGGGGGGUCUUGUACCAGGGCCUGCACGGCAGCAGCUCCAUGGUAGCCAUGGGCAAGGCCGGGCUGCUGGGUCCCAGUUUGGGAGGAUACGGUCUCCCCUCUCCUGGAGCCUCUGAGUACAGCCCACCUGGUUUUUAUCACUCUGUGAGUCUACAACGAGGGACAAUGCACCCCUGGCAGCCAGCACAUCUGCCCCAGGAGCCCCAUGGGCCUCAUAUAAACCCAGGGAUGUCCAGUGGGGGGUGCUCCUUCCCCUCUCAGUCUUGCUCCUCAGCUUCUCCACAUGUGCCCUCCCUCAACCUCAGCAUCAAAUUGGAGCGGAACUCUCCUGAGCACAUGCCCUCGCCCACUUCCCCUGCUCUGCACCACCUGCGGCAGCACUCUCCAAUGAGCCACCCAGAUUCGGCCCGCCGGACUCCUCCAGAAGCCCGUCCAGCCAAACCCGGCUACCCGCAAGACGAAGAGGACGGAGGGCCGCCGCUCAGGCAGUUAGAGAUAAGUGAUGGGUGGCAGAGAUAGCCGGCUGCUGCAGUCUAACACACACCCUCUCCCAUUCAAUCAGCUAUCUAGCUUUCAUCAAAACCGGUCCUCUCUGUCUCCCACACACAUACACACACACACACACACACACACACACACAUACACACACACACACACACACACACGGAAGAUAGUAAGAUGGGGUCAAUUUGUCCCCAUCAUUUCAGAGAGGAAUGCCUGUCUUUGUCGCCUCACACGGAGCUGGUCUCUCCUGGGCGAUGGAGAAUGAUCUCUGCAUCACUUGAUCGAUCCCUCGAGGAGACGGAUGCAUACAUACAGACAUUUGAUUUUUGUUUGGUUAUGGUUAAGGUUUUUGUGUGGAGCUAAUGUGAAUCAAAAAUACAAAUUUACAAUUUUUUGGUGACUUUGUUGACGUUAGCGACGGCAGCACAUCGGGACCAGCUGAAUUUCUCCGAAGCUGUAAAACCGUCCAAGUACAUAUUUGAGUCUUCUGUGUUUCACUGAGGUUUGGUGUGAAAAUAUGUUUGGGAAAUAGCUAUAAAAUGAUACUCGCUGUCUUGAUAAAAAAUGUUACAGUGAAAAGCAGAUGGAAAAUGACUGAUCACACCAGCCAGAAGAAACCUCUUAGCCUCUGUGUACAGUGAACCUUUACACCUUCUGUCCCUCCUGUUAUAUAGGCUUUAAUGUUUUGGCCUUUAGCCCAAAAUCACUGACACGGUCUACCCACAUAAAACCAGUCACUGUCGCUUUGGCCUUUUUUUUUUUUAAAUACACUGAGAUAUUUUAAAGGAUGAAUUCACAUUUCUUUCGAGUCUGUGUUAAAACAAUUCUUACAUGGCCAUAAUCCACACUGAAAAAGUUUACUGAAAUUGCUCUUACUGUCUAUACCGGCAGGGAAAAGAUACUUCCAUAAUGAUGUUCUAAUAUAGGAAAUGGGGGGGGGGGAAUCUAGACUCUUUAUUCUUUAAAUCGCAUUGAAGGAGGGUUUAGCUACUCCACAUAGCAUUCGGGGAUGGGAGGAAGGCGUGCUCUGGGUUAUGGGGAUUUCUUUGAACCAAUCAGAAUCAUCAUGGGUGACACUCCACAUAGAGCCGCUGCAAAAUAGUUGAGAAGCGAGAGAAAACUCCAAUUGGACAGAUAGUCCAGCUAGCUGGGUCAAUUUACCAUGCAGCACUCUGAGAAGCGGUCAAUAAUAGUCCUCGUUAAUUCAAGGACAUUUAAAAUUCCAUCACAAAGACCGUGGAAGGAAAUGGAAAAUCCAUGCAUCCGGGGGAAUUUCCUCCUGCACAGGAGCAAUCCCCGAAGUAGAACAUUAAGGAUGUGGACUAAAAAUCCGGCUAAUAUUAGGCUCCAGUAGUCUGAAUAAGAAAAAACAAGUUAUUUUUACAAAAUUCCUUCUUUGUGUUUGUUGUGUUUCAUUGCAUUGGUGGAGGGACAGUCAAGUCCAAUUUAUUUGUAGAGCACAGUGUCAUACAGAAGUUAAGUUCUAGACUAACACAGACAGGGAGUGUUGUACUAAAAUACUGUAACUUUGCAAGAUGUCCACUUGAUUUGUCUCAGAGUGCUGAAGCCCCACAAAAGCUCCAGAUUCAGUUAAGAAUGCAUAUUUCACCAGCAGGGGGACUGUGAAUGAUGUCCCUCGCCUCUUACUGUACAUUAAAACCACAUUAGGGAUCUCUGUUUAAAUGCACAUAUGGACUUGUGGGUAUUGUUUUAAGACAGACUUAAAAAUAAAAUAGAAACCGAUCCUUUACAGUUCUGGGCGUCAAUGCCUCUCAGGGACUUGGAUGAUGUUUUCUUUGAGAAGUUUAAAAAUGGCUUAUUUCUACGUUUGUUUGUAAGACUGUAGCUGUGGAUACGCUAAGCUUAAGUUGUAUUAUUCCUCCAAAAAUUGCUGGUUUCAUAUUUUUACUUUACCCCAUCAACACAGUUAUGGCAUUCUACUUGAACUAAAGACCAAAAGUGCAUAAAUAUUGCCCCUAUGCAUUGCAAUCAAAAGCUGCAACAGCCAAAGACAUUAUAUGUUUGUCUAUAUUGGGUCUAAUUUGAUUUAAGUAAUAUAAAAAUGGUUUCUUUUUAAUGAAGGGCUUAAAGUAGUAACUGCAUAUUGCAGAAAUGAUUGAGCCUUAAUGCCAUCGUUGUCUUAUAACGUUUAGAAAUAUAUGAAACAUUGUGUAAUGAAUGAGUCUAAAUAUUCAUAAGAUAGUCUAUUUAAUAAAACAAAGACACAAAUUAAUUUAUUAUUGAGGAAUGUUUGUUUGGUUUUCAUUAUAUCUGUAAACGUACCUUGCACUGUAUUUUUGUGCACUGGAUUUAUGUGUGUUUUCAUUUUGCAUAUUCAAUUUUUGUUUGUUGUGUGCAAAUGAUAAUAUACUCGGAAUUUGGGUUAGGGUGAAUGUCCCCUUGCUGUCCACAAGGGGACAUCUUAUGUCACAAAAUUUGGAUUUGAAGGAGAGAGUGCAACGCAGGGAAGCCCAGGCGGAACUGAUUAAUCACCGAUCAUCACCGAUUGGGGAUUAGUAAUCUGAUGGAUUUCUUUGACAAUACAAAGGUUCAGUUGUUCGCCCUGAAGACAUGCAACAAAUGCGUGCGUGGCAAGCCCUGUAGAGUCUCUUGGUGCAGGUCUUCAAGUCAGUUGCUGCUGUGGAAUUAGCUCUUUUCAUUUUUUAUGCCGUCAUGUGGAUUACUGUAAUAUCAGCAUGAAGAACCAAAUGAUCAGUAUUCUGAUGUUUUUGGGUUGAGUUUUUACAUGUUCGCUGCAUGCUUUACUAACAGAACAAAGACGGAUUUGUUGUGAUUCCUUUUAAAUAAAAACGGUUUGAUAUG
Etheostoma spectabile (orangethroat darter) is the source of this 4268-nucleotide messenger RNA. RefSeq names its product myocyte enhancer factor 2b (gene mef2b). Gene Ontology annotation, molecular function: histone deacetylase binding; DNA-binding transcription factor activity, RNA polymerase II-specific; protein dimerization activity. Gene Ontology annotation, biological process: positive regulation of transcription by RNA polymerase II; heart development; cell differentiation. The transcript has 9 exons. The record is from RefSeq and is a predicted model, not a curated record. Bases 216 to 1460 code for a protein of 414 amino acids. Lineage: Eukaryota; Metazoa; Chordata; Actinopteri; Perciformes; Percidae.